Zygosaccharomyces rouxii is the source of this 2193-nucleotide messenger RNA. It is a transcript of the gene KNS1, whose product is annotated as serine/threonine protein kinase KNS1. The record is from RefSeq and is a predicted model, not a curated record. The coding region runs from base 1 to 2193 and encodes 730 amino acids. Gene Ontology annotation, cellular component: nucleus. The transcript has a single exon. NCBI's taxonomy places the organism in Eukaryota, Fungi, Ascomycota, Saccharomycetes, Saccharomycetales, Saccharomycetaceae. Gene Ontology annotation, biological process: protein phosphorylation. Gene Ontology annotation, molecular function: protein kinase activity; ATP binding.
AUGCGGUCCUUUAUGUCUUCACAUAUAGGGAGGAAGAGAAAUCGUAAUACAAGUGUUAAUAAUAAUAAUAAUACAGCCAUUGGUAAUAUUGAUAGUACAACUCAAAUGGAAUCAUUGAUGCAAGGAAUGCUCGCGAAACAGGAUUCAAUUUUAAAUGGGAAUCUGUCAGAUGGCCUGAUGUAUGAUCAACAGCCAUUUAUUGAUAAUGAGAAUUUACAACAACCAAUUGACGAAAACGAAAAUGACACUUCAAAUGUUGCUGAUGAUGAGGAUGACGAUGUGAUUUUCGUAAAAGAGCAGCCUGUCUAUUUAGCAUCGCCUACAGUACCGGGAGGUGAUCCAAAUUAUGACAGUAACAAUCACUACACCUCUACGACAUCCAAAAAAUUUAAGAAACAAAGAACUAUUUCGUUACCACAGUUGCCUCAUGCCAGAUUAUUGUAUCAAAAUGGGAAUCACAAGGAGUUUAGAGGUCAGAAUAAUGACGAAUUAUUGCAUUUAACUGGCUCUUCUUCACGCACUUUGGAUGGUAACAGGGCACUAUCACUGCGUGUGGUUCAUUCGACCUCACCUGAUGAUGUAACGUUAUCGGAAAGGUUUUAUUCCAGUGUAUCACCUGCGGAAUCCGCUGCCAUCUCAGGUGAAUCCUCAGAGAGUUCAUCUUCGAAUUCUGUCAAGGGUAAUGGUAUUGGUGUUGAAGGUGCAACUGCAAGUGGCGCAUCCUUAAAAGGAGGGAAUAAUCCUCACAAAAGAACAUUACAUAGAUUGUCUGCUCCUAAGUUAGCUGCAAGGUUAGUUGGUAAGAAACCAAAGACCAGAAAACGUGAAAAUUUCAAAACUGAUAAAGAUGGACACUACGUCUAUAGACAAGAGGAUGUCUUUGGCGGUGGCAGAUUUGUCGUUAAAGGUUUACUAGGGCAAGGUACGUUUGGUAAAGUUUUGAAAUGUACAGACUCCGGUGAUUUUAUUAUGAAUAGCAAUCCGUUCAAAUUGAACACAAAUUUGGUUGCGGUUAAGGUUAUUAGAGCUAUCGAUAGGUACAGAGAGGCUGCAAAGACUGAAUUAAGAGUUUUACAAGCGAUUAGAGAGAACGAUAUCCCGGGUCAAUACCAGUGUCUCAUGUUACAGGAAUGUUUUGAAUACAGGAAUCACGUUUGUAUUGUUACUGAUUUGCUGGGCAGAUCAGUUUAUGACUUCAUGUGUAGUAAUGGUGUUGCGAGAUUUCCAGGAUCUCAGGUACAGGCAAUGGCAAAACAACUAAUACGGUCGGUAUGUUUCUUACACGAUUUGGGCAUUAUUCACACAGAUUUAAAACCCGAAAAUGUGGUUCUUUGUGAUGAGAGUUAUGUGGAGAAAGAUCUUCCGCCUUCUGUGGUUAGAUCUUUAAGUUCAAGAAGAAGAGAUGCUAGUGGUGGUAAGCGUAAACUUUUAACAAAUCCAGAGAUUAAGGUUAUUGAUUUCGGCAGUGCUGUUUUCCAUAGAGAAUACCAUCCGCCAGUAAUAUCAACACGUCACUAUAGAGCCCCUGAGAUUGUUUUGGGAUUAGGUUGGUCUUUCCCCUGCGAUAUUUGGUCUAUUGCAUGUGUUCUUGUUGAAUUAGUUACUGGCGAAUCGUUAUACCCAACCCAUGAAAAUUUAGAACAUAUGGCAAUGAUGCAACGUGUUAAUGGAGAGCCUUUUCCACCAAAGAUUGUUGGUAAAAUGUUUUACAAGGCAUCUCAUAAUUUGGGUAACGCUCCUGCAGAUUUGAAUGCCACCGUGGUAAAACAUUUUGACAAAAAGACAUUUGCAUUACAAUGGCCUGAAAAGAAUAAACGAGGCGAUUACUUGACAAAGGAUAGAUCAAUAAGAAGAGUUAUGGAUAAUUGUGAUAGGCUUGAUUUCUUAAUUUCGAAUAAACUUAAAGCAGAUUAUGGGGAUUGGUUAAGUAUUGAUUGGAAUUUAUCACCGGAGAAGAAUUGGGCAUUGAUUAAAUCAAGAAUUUUGACUGAGAGGAGAACGACGGGAACAACAGCGGGUGAUUUGAAUAAAGAAACAUUUUUGUUUUGGUACUGGUUUAUUGACCUUUGCAGAAAAAUGUUUGAAUUCGAUCCAACUAAGAGAAUUACUGCAAAGGAGGCUUUGGAUCAUAAAUGGUUUAAUUUGGGUAUUUUGGAUGAAGGGAUUACCAGUUUUGGUGAAUUACAAUACUGA